Phytophthora sojae is the source of this 1317-nucleotide messenger RNA. RefSeq lists its product as hypothetical. The transcript has 2 exons. NCBI's taxonomy places the organism in Eukaryota, Oomycota, Peronosporomycetes, Peronosporales, Peronosporaceae. The record is from RefSeq and is a predicted model, not a curated record. The coding region runs from base 1 to 1317 and encodes 438 amino acids.
AUGGAAAUGCUGGCAACGCGAAUCGAAUCGGCUCUCGUGAUCGAGGACGCGCUUAUAUGUGCACGUAUUGGAAAGUGCGAGGAGGACACGUGUCGUUCUGUUCUCCUGCACUACGAGCACUGUAAGCGGGACGAGAUGUGUGGAGAUCCAAAGUGCUCCGAGAUAUUGAUAGUGUACAGGCAUCGUCGCGCGUGCUUGAAGAAGGACACGGCUCCUAGCAUCGAUGGCAAAAAGUUUGUGUGUCCGUUUUGCAUUCGAAUUCGGCAACGGCGAAGUCUUGGCGUCGUAGCCGCUCUAGAUCACUUGAUCAGUGACCAGCGUCGCGCACUUCGAAGCGCACAAAGUGAAGCGAAUCGCAAUUUCUGCUUGCAAAGCAUUAACACGUGGACCCAACGUAAGCAGCUUCUUCGAGCGGAAACGGACCGGCUUAAUGAGCUAGCCAGCGAAAGCAGUGCUCCCGUGUUUAAUUUCUCAAGGUAUCAGUGGCACUUCAGUGAUGCCGUCGUUAUCAAACGAGAACCAGAGGCUGCUGAAAUAAGCGAAGAUGCCACGGCUGGCGCAUCCGCAGCCGAAUCAUCAACAAAUGACAGCAAUGAUGAAUCUCAGGACACGCUGGGUGAUAGCAUUCCAGGCAACGCAAACUUCAACGCGGAUUUUAUCAAUCAAUUACUACUGGCUAAAGCUGAAAAUGGAGAUGGCAAGGAGGUGGCGCAGCGGGAAUUCGACGGUGUAAUGGAGCUGGGCUAUGCGAUUGUGGAUGCAUCUUUUUGUGCACCAUCGAAAGCUCAGCGGUGUCUGCUGAACUGCAAGUCGAUCCUGGUACACUUGCAACACCACUUGGAUCUACAAGUGUGCACUCAACCAAUGUGCACAGCAGUGGAGCAUCAUUUCGCGCAUUUAUCCCAAUGCAAAGCCCGCGACAAGAGUGACUCCUGUGAGUACUGCUUACGAGUGGAAGAGCGUCAACUUAUUCGGUCGGUCGAUUUCAUGGAGGCAGAAGUACCGGAAGCUGAGGCGAAAGUGCAGAAGAUCAUUAACGAUAUCACGGCUUCGUUCACAAACCACCCUGAUGAGAGGGAGCAGGAGAUGAUUCAGCUGGAGGACGAGCUAGAGCAGGUAGAAGAAAACAAACGAGAACUAGUGGACAAACUGAACGCCGCGCGGCAUGAUCUUCGAAAGGUGCGCAAAAAUUUCGAGCAUCGAGGGAUGUCUACCUCUGGCAGUCGUCGGCUACAGGUGCAUUUCAUCAAGGUCCGGCGCAACGAAGGAUCAACUAGCAGCUCGAAGAAGCGACGCCUUCUCGGCUCGCUCGACUAG